ACUCGCCUCCCUGCGGACCUGGCAUCCUUUCACUCCCUCCUCUCUACAUUUUCCUCUUCUGUCUCUGCUGCUAAAGCCACUUUCUACCACUCUAAAUUCCAAGCAUCUGCCUCUAACCCUAGGAAGCUCUUUGCCACCUUCUCCUCCCUCCUGAAUCCUCCUCCCCCCCUCCUCCCUCUCUGCAGAUGACUUCGUCAACCAUUUUGAAAAGAAGGUCGACGACAUCCGAUCCUCGUUUGCUAAGUCAAACGACACCGCUGGUUCUGCUCACACUGCUCUACCCUGUGCUCUGACCUCUUUCUCCCCUCUCUCUCCAGAUGAAAUCUCGCAUCUUGUGACGGCCGGCCGCCCAACAACCUGCCCGCUUGACCCUAUCCCCUCCUCUCUUCUCCAGACCAUUUCCGGAGACCUUCUCCCUUACCUCACCUCGCUCAUCAACUCAUCCCUGACCGCUGGCUACGUCCCUUCCAUCUUCAAGAGAGCGAGAGUUGCACCCCUUCUGAAAAAACCUACACUCGAUCCCUCCGAUGUCAACAACUACAGACCAGUAUCCCUUCUUUCUUUUCUCUCAAAACUCUUGAACGUGCCGUCCUUGGCCAGCUCUCCCGCUAUCUCUCUCAGAAUGACCUUCUUGAUCCAAAUCAGUCAGGUUUCAAGACUAGUCAUUCAACUGAGACUGCUCUUCUCUGUAUCACGGAGGCGCUCCGCACUGCUAAAGCUAACUCUCUCUCCUCUGCUCUCAUCCUUCUAGACCUAUCGGCUGCCUUCGAUACUGUGAACCAUCAGAUCCUCCUCUCCACCCUCUCCGAGUUGGGCAUCUCCGGCGCGGCCCACGCUUGGAUUGCGUCCUACCUGACAGGUCGCUCCUACCAGGUGGCGUGGCGAGAAUCUGUCUCCUCACCACGCGCUCUCACCACUGGUGUCCCCCAGGGCUCUGUUCUAGGCCCUCUCCUAUUCUCGCUAUACACCAAGUCACUUGGCUCCGUCAUAACCUCACAUGGCCUCUCCUAUCAUUGCUAUGCAGACGACACACAAUUAAUCUUCUCCUUUCCCCCUUCUGAUGACCAGGUGGCGAAUCGCAUCUCUGCAUGUCUGGCAGACAUAUCAGUGUGGAUGACGGAUCACCACCUCAAGCUGAACCUCGGCAAGACGGAGCUGCUCUUCCUCCCGGGAAGGUCUGCCCGUUCCAUGAUCUCGCCAUCACGGUUGACAACUCCAUUGUGUCCUCCUCCCAGAGCGCUAAGAACCUUGGCGUGAUCCUGGACAACACCCUGUCGUUCUCAACUAACAUCAAGGCGGUGGCCCGUUCCUGUAGGUUCAUGCUCUACAACAGCCGCAGAGUUCGACCCUGCCUCACACAGGAAGCGGCGCAGGUCCUAAUCCAGGCACUUGUCAUCUCCCGUCUGGAUUACUGCAACUCGCUGUUGGCUGGGCUCCCUGCCUGUGCCAUUAAACCCCUACAACUCAUCCAGAACGCCACAGCCCGUCUGGUGUUCAACCUUCCCAAGUUCUCUCACGUCACCCCGCUCCUCCGCUCUCUCCACUGGCUUCCAGUUGAAGCUCGCAUCCGCUACAAGACCAUGGUGCCUGCCUACGGAGCUGUGAGGGGAACGGCACCUCAGUACUUCCAGGCUCUGAUCAGGCCCUACACCCAAACAAGGGCACUGCGUUCAUCCACCUCUGGCCUGCUCGCCUCCCUACCACUGAGGAAGUACAGUUCCCGCUCAGCCCAGUCAAAUCUGUUCGCUGCUCUGGCCCCCCAAUGGUGGAACAAACUCCCUCACGACGCCAGGACAGCAGAGUCAAUCACCACCUUCCAGAGACACCUGAAACCCCACCUCUUUAAGGAAUACCUAGGAUAGGAUAAAGUAAUCCUUCUCACCCCCCUUAAAAGAUUUAGUUGCACUAUUGUAAAGUGGCUGUUCCACUGGAUGUCAUAAGGUGAAUGCACCAAUUUGUAAGUCGCUCUGGAUAAGAGCGUCUGCUAAAUUACUUAAAUGUAAAUGUAAAUGUAAAGUGAAAGCCAUCCUCUCUUGGGGAAUGCUGCUUUUUAGUUAGCAUUGCGACUGUAUCAAAAGGAAUUUCGGAUUGUUCUUAUUUUCCUCAAUUAAGUUAGAAAAAUAGGAUGAUCGAGCAGCAGUAAGGGCUCUUCGGUACUGCACAGUACUGUAUUUCCAAGCUAGUCGGAAGAAUUCCAGUUUGGUGUGGCGCCAUUUCCGAUCCAAUUUUCUGGAUGCUUGCUUCAGAGCUCGGGUAUUUUCUGUGUACCAGGGAGAUAGUUUCUUAUGAGAAAUGUUUUUAGUUUUUAGGGGUGCAACUGCAUCUAGGGUAUUGCGCAAGGUUAAAUUGAGUUCCUCAGUUAGGUGGUUAACUGAUUUUUGUCCUCUGGCGUCCUUGGGUAGACAGAGGGAAUCUGGAAGGACAUCAAGGAAUCUUUGUGUUGUCUGUGAAUUUAUAGCACGACUUUUGACUUUUUCCAUGUGAAUAUUAAAGUCACCAAAGAUUAGAAUAUUAUCUGCUAUGACUACAAGGUCUGAUAGGAAUUCAGGGAACUCAAUGAGGAACGCUGUAUAUGGCCCAGGAGGCCUGUAAACAGUAGCUAUAAAAAGUGAUUGAGUAGGCUGCAUAGAUUUCAUGACUAGAAGCUCAAAAGACGAAAACGUAAUUGUUUUUUUUUUGUAAAUUGAAAUUUGCUAUCGUAAAUGUUAGCAACACCUCCGCCUUUGCGGGAUGCCCAGGGGAUAUGGUCACUAGUGUAGCCAGGAGGUGAGGCCUCAUUUAACACAGUAAAUUCAUCAGGCUUAAGCCAUGUUUUAGUCAGGCCAAGCACAACAAGAUUAUGAUCAGUGAUUAGUUAAUUGACUAUAAUUGUCUUUGAAGUAAGGGAUCUAACAUUAAGUAGCCCUAUUUUGAGAUGUGAGGUAUCAUGAUCUCUUUCAAUAAUGACAGGAAUGGAGGAGGUCUUUAUCCUAGUGAGAUUGCUAAGGCGAACACCGCCAACAUAGGUCGAGGCACAGACACGUGGCAGACAAGUGGCAGACUCCACUAUGCUGGCAGGCUGGCUAACAGCCUGCUGCCUGGCCUGCACCCUAUUUCAUUGUGGAGCUAGAGGAGUUAGAGCACUGUCUAUGUUGGUAGAUAAGAUGAGAGCACCCCUCCAGCUAGGAUGGAGUCCGUCACUCCUCAGCAGGUCAGGCUUGGUCCUGUUUGUGGGUGAGUCCCAGAAAGAGGGACAAUUAUCUACAAAUUCUAUCUUUUGGGAGGGGCAGAAAACAGUUUUCAACCAGCGAUUGAGUUGUGAGACUCUGCUGUAGAGCUCAUCACUCCCCUAACUGGGAGGGGGCCAGAGACAAUUACUCGAUGCCGACACAUCUGAUUUACACGCUGAAGCUAUGUUGCGCUUGGUGAUCUCUGACUGUUUCAUCCUAAAAUCGUUGGUGCCGACGUGGAUAACAAUAUCUCUAUACUCUCUACACUUGCCAGUUUUAGCUUUAGCCAGCACCAUCUUCAGAUUAGCCUUAACGUCGGUAGCCCUGCCCCCUGGUAAACAGUGUAUGAUCGCUGGAUGAUUCGUUUUAAGUCUAAUACUGCGGGUAAUGGAGUCGCCAAUGACUAGAGUUUUCAAUUUGUCAGAGCUAAUGGUGAGAAGCUGAGGCUCAGACCCCGUAACGGGAGGAGUAGAGACAAGGGAAGGCUCUGCCUCUUACUCCGACUCGCUGCUUAAUGGGGAAAACCGGUUGAAAGUUUCUGUCGGCUGAAUGAGCAACACCGGUUGAGCGUUCCUACAGCAUUUCCUUCCAGAAACCGUGAGAAAGUUGUCCGGCUGCGGGACUGUGCCAGGGGAUUUAUACUACUAUCUGUACUUACUGGUGGCACAGACGCUGUUUCAUCCUUUCCUACACUGAAAUUACCCUUGCCUAACGAUUGUGUCUGAAGCUGGUCUUGUAGCACAGCUAUCCUCGCCGUAAGGCGAUCAUUCUCCUGUAUAUUAUGAGUACAGCAACUGCAAUUAGAAGGCAUCAUGUUAAUGUUACUACUUAGCUUCGGCUGUUGGAGGUCCUGACGAAUCGUGUCCAGAUAAAGCGUCCGGAGUGAAAAAGUUGAGGGAAAAAACAAAAAUAUAAACGGUAAUUAAAAAGUAAAAACCGUAAAGUUGUCAGAUAGCAAAAUAGGUUGGCAACAAAACGCACAGCAACACGUAAACAAGUCUGCAAGUUGUGACCGGAAAUGACGUCAAUUAACUUCUGGGCCACUGAUGGCAGCCCAUUCUUGCAUAAUCAAGGCUUGGAGUUUGUCAGAAUUUGUGGGGUUUUGUUUGUCCACCCACCUCUUGAGGAUUGACCACUAGUUCUCAAUGGGAUUAAGUUCUGGGGAGAUUCCUGGCCAUGGACCCAACAUAUUGAUGUUUUGUUCCCGAGCCACUUAGUUAUCCCUUUUGCCUUAUGGCAAGCUGCUCCAUCAUGCUGGAAAAGGCAUUGUUUGUCACCAAACUGUUCCUGGAUGGUUUGGAGAAGUUGCUCUCGGAGGAUGUGUUGGUACCAUUCUUUAUUCAUGGCUGUGUUCUUAGGCAAAAUUGUGAGUGAGCCCACUCCCUUGGCUGAGAAGCAACCCCACACAUGAAAUGUCUAAGGAUGCUUUACUGUUGGCAUGAAACAGGACUAAUGGUAGCGCUCACCUUGUCUUCUCCGGAAAAGCUUUUUUCCGGAUGCCCCAAACAAUCGGAAAGGGGAUUCAUCAGAGAAAAUGACUUUACCCCAGUCCUCAGCAGUCCAACCCCUGUACCUUUUGCAGAAUAUCAGUCUGUUCCUGAUGUUUUUCCUGGAGAGAAGUGGCUUCUUUGCUGCCCUUCUUGACACCAGGCCAUCCUCCAAAACGUUUUCGCCUCAUUGAGCGUGCAGAUGCACUCAAACCUGCCUGCUGCCAUUCCUGAGCAAGCUCUGUACUGGUGGUGCCCUGAUCCCGCAGCUGAAUCAACUUUAGGAGACGGUCCUGGUGCUUGCUGGACUUUCUUGGGAGCCCUGAAGUCUUCUUCACAACAAUUGAACCGCUCUCCUUGAAGUUCUUGAUGAUCUGAUAAAUGGUUGAUUUAGGUGCAAUAUUACUGGCAGCAAUAUGAAGCCCUGUGAAGCCCUAUUUGUGCAAAGCAAUGAUGCCGGCACGUGUUUCCUUGUAGGUAACCAUGGUUGACAGAGGAAGAACAAUGAUUCCAAGCACCACCCUCCUUUUGAAGCUUCCAGUCUGUUAUUUGAACUCAAUCAUCACGUUUUUGGGGGAUUCAGUUCAUUUACACUGCAAAGAGGGACUAUGCAAUUAAGUACAAUUCAUCUGAUCACUCUUCAUAACAUUCUGGAGUAUAUGCAAAUUGCCAUCAUACAAACUGAGGCUGCAGAAUGUGUGAAAAUUAAUAUUUGUGUCUCAAAACUUUUGGCCACGACUGUAUAUGUAUUAUUCUAUUUGAAUGUGUUUUAAUAUAAUGUGUGUUGUAUUAUUCAUUCAGCAGCUGUCCUUUAACAUCAGUCAUAUACUGGUCAUAUACUGUAUAGCAUUAUGGUUGAUACAUUGUAAAUGCAUUCCCUUUUCAUGUCGAUACAGAUCAACUGAUAGGUGUUGUGGUUCAGGCAUUUUUGUUACAGGUUCAGUAUAAUGUUAUACCGUUACAUGUUACAGAGAUAGAAAACAUACAGGAGAGGGGAAUUCACUUAUUAUAAUUAUUUACUCUAUUUUCCCAUUUUGAUCUCUAUAGUAGUACAUCAUUAUUUGAUUUUAUUUAAACGUGAAACUAAU
Messenger RNA from Oncorhynchus keta (chum salmon), 5784 nucleotides. RefSeq lists its product as uncharacterized. Bases 1089 to 1862 code for a protein of 257 amino acids. The record is from RefSeq and is a predicted model, not a curated record. Lineage: Eukaryota; Metazoa; Chordata; Actinopteri; Salmoniformes; Salmonidae. The transcript is spliced from 2 exons.